AGGUCUGGCCAAGAUGGGUGGUUUUCUGGCCUCUACUGCCCUCUGUGCAGUGUUUCUAUUGUGGUGAAGGGGAACUGAGACUUCCACAACGCCCUUUACUGUUUUAAUAGUCUAGUCACAACGGGUCAGCGUAUAAAUGUGAACAGGAAGUGAGUCCACUCCUACCUCUGAAGAAGUCCAAAGACAGAAAUGGGCAGCUUGCCUGUGGCUUUCCCCACCCCCUAGAAUGGACUUCCAGAGAAGUUUCUGUUACGAUUUUUCUUUGUUUUGUCAUUGUUAUACCAUUUACUGGAAUGAUUUUUAAUAGUCCCAAGGUAUUUUAAUAACCAGGAAAUUCCAAAGGUCAGAAAUGUUGCUCAGGGAUAGGUUGCUUGUCUAUCUCUGGGUUCUGUCCCCAGCUAUAGGUGAGACACCCCAGGGCACCUGGUGGAGUUGCCCCUGUCUCUGCUCAGGCCUCUUCCCACCUACUUCACCCACCUAAAGCUGCCCAGGUUCAACUCGGGUCAAGAGGCAAGAAGUGAGGUAGCAGCUGUAGAAGUGACAUCUAUGACACAGGAGAGAGCACAGAAUAAAGCCUAGCAAGUGAAACAGGAAAAAAAAAUUCGCCGUUCGACCUUGACAAGCUUAGACCCUCCAUAAAGCCGGAACCAGACACGAAGCAGUCCACGCUCUUGACAGCCUGGCAAAAUGGAGCUCAACGGACUUAGCCGUUGGGUCCCAGGCCCCUGCAGGCACAGGUGCCUGCUCCGGCCGCCAGCUGUGGGCCCUGCCCUUGGAGCGGGUUUCCCCGGCAGAACCCGGGGCCUCAGGGCACAAGCGGACGGGCGCGCCCCAGAGCCAGACCGCAUCCAGCAUCCGAGGCGUGCGGUCGUCCCAUUGGACAGCACAGCCCUGCAGGGCCUCCCUACAGCCAAUCGAAGCCCUAGGGCGGAGCUUUGCUUGCGCUUGGGGCUCCGGCGGAUGCUUCAGUGCUGCGGUGGAGUCCAGCUGUACCGGCUGUCCGCACCGGCCAUGCAGCAGCCUCUGCUAGGAGCCGAGGGUCCGGACUAUGACACCUUUCCCGAGGCGCCCCCAUCGCCGGGAGAGAGGACGCGGGCCGGGGCCUUGCAAAACAGAAGGGUGUUCCUGGCCACCUUUGCUGCUGUACUGGGCAAUUUCAGCUUUGGGUAUGCCCUGGUCUACACAUCCCCUGUCAUCCCUGUGCUGAAGCAAUCUUCUGACCCAGCACUACACCUGAACAAAAUCCAGGCAUCAUGGUUUGGGUCCGUGUUCACCUUGGGUGCUGCAGCCGGGGGCCUCAGUGCUAUGUUACUCAAUGACCUCCUGGGCCGGAAGCUCAGCAUCAUGUUCUCAGCUGUCCCCUCAGCCAUUGGCUAUGCACUCAUGGCCGGUGCCCAUGGCCUCUGGAUGCUCCUGUUGGGGAGGACAUUGACAGGCUUUGCUGGAGGACUCACUGCUGCCUGCAUCCCGGUUGGGGCAUGUACCUUGCAGGUGUACGUGUCUGAGAUUGCACCCCCUGGUGUUCGUGGGGCCCUGGGGGCCACACCGCAGCUCAUGGCCGUGUUUGGAUCCCUGUCUCUCUAUGCCCCAGGUCUUCUGCUGCCUUGGCGAUGGCUUGCUGUGGCCGGGGAGGGGCCUGUGCUCGUCAUGAUCCUGCUGCUUAGCUUCAUGCCCAACUCACCUCGCUUCCUGCUCUCAAAGGGCCGGGAUGAGGAAGCCCUGCAGGCCUUGACCUGGCUGCGAGCUGACUCUGAGGUCCAUUGGGAGUUUGAACAGAUCCAGGACAACGUGCGGAGACAGGUGCAGCAUAGCCGAGUGUCAUGGGCAGAGGCCCGGGACCCCCGUGUGUACCGGCCUAUUCUCAUCGCAGUCCUGAUGCGCUUUCUGCAGCAGCUGACAGGCAUCACACCCAUCCUCGUGUACCUACAGACCAUCUUCGACAGCACGGCCGUGGUGCUGCCCUCCCAGGAGGAUGCAGCCAUAGUUGGUGCUGUGAGGCUCCUGUCUGUGCUGAUUGCUGCUGUCACCAUGGACCUGGCUGGCCGUAAAGUCCUGCUGUAUGUGUCAGCAUCCAUCAUGUUUGUUGCCAACCUGACGCUGGGACUGUAUGCCCAAUUUGGCCCGAAGCCUCUGACCCCCAACAGCACUGUGAGCCUGGAGAUUGUGACCCUGGAGGCCACAGAACAGCCCACAGCCACAGCCUUCAAUUAUCUCACUCUGAUACCCCUGCUGGCCACCAUGCUCUUCAUUAUGGGCUAUGCCAUGGGCUGGGGGCCCAUCACCUGGCUCCUCAUGUCUGAGGUUCUGCCCCUGCGUGCCCGUGGUGUGGCCUCAGGGCUCUGCGUGCUGGUCAGCUGGCUUACAGCCUUCAUCCUCACUAAGUACUUCCUGCUGGCAGUGAAUGCCUUCGGCCUCCAGGUGCCUUUCUUCUUCUUCUCGGCCAUCUGCCUGCUCAGCCUGCUCUUCACAGGCUGCUGUGUGCCUGAGACCAGGGGCCGCUCGCUGGAGCAGAUUGAGGCCUUCUUCCAUACCCAAAGGAUGUCCUUCAGGCCCUAGUCAGGGGCUUGCCUGUAAGGGGCCAAACCACCCGAGCUGCCUAUGCACUGGCCUCAGAUUCACAUCUGCAACAGGAGCAGCAGCGUCCCUGCCAUCAGCCAGAGCACAGGACCAGCCAGAGCACAGGACCAGCCAGAGCACACUUCUGUUCACCAACUGUGGGCUGGUGGGCCCCAGCAGACAACCUGCUAUAAUACCUCAGCUGAGACCCACAGGGGGAAGAGGCAGGCCAGCCCCAGGCUGUGCCCAGGAAAAGGUUGUUGGGACCUCGGGCCUAGUUCUUCCUAUAUGCAGGGCCAUGAUGAAGACAGAAAACAGGAAUGGAGGUGGCAAAGUAAUUCCGUACAGGGACUUUGUCAUAUUCUGUUCUGAUCAAUCGGCUAUAAGGAGGACAGGGUCCUAUGCCCAUAAGGGUCUGGGUACCUUGGGAACACCAGACUUGCAAAGGCCAGAGCACAGGACCCAGGCCAACCUUGGAUACCUCUAGUUUGCAAACUGUUCACUGUUUUUAAAAAUAAAGUAGUGGGGCCUGAAGCCUCAGGGAAGAAA
Molecule: messenger RNA, 3105 nt
Organism: Meriones unguiculatus (Mongolian gerbil)
Lineage: Eukaryota; Metazoa; Chordata; Mammalia; Rodentia; Muridae
Gene: Slc2a6
Product: solute carrier family 2 member 6
Exons: 10
Coding region: 688-2556 (622 amino acids)
Biological process (GO): transmembrane transport
Cellular component (GO): membrane
Molecular function (GO): transmembrane transporter activity
Source: RefSeq, a predicted model, not a curated record